AUGCGUAGAAAGAAGAAAAGCAAAAUAUGUGACAAAGCCUCACAUGAGGAGGAAGAUAGGAUUGGCCAGCUACCGGAACCUUUGAUAUCUGAAAUACUUUAUCAUCUUACUACCAAGGAUGCUGUAAGAACGAGUGUUUUGUCUACCAAAUGGAGAAAUCUUUGGCGAUGGGUUCCUGGAUUGGUCUUGAACUCCCGUGCAUUCUCGGAUUCUAAUGCCUUAGUGAGUUUCCUUGAAACGUUUUUUUAUUACAACAGGGAGUCAUGGAUACGCAAACUACGGUUAAGUGUUGCUUAUUGUCAUGGUAUAUGUGGUCCUGGUCCCACGUCAUUGAUUGAUGCUGUGAUUACGCGUAGGAGGAUUCAGCAUCUUGAUCUUACUUUUUGGACUGGUAAUGGUAUACCACUGAGUUUAUAUACCUGUGAGACACUGGUACACUUACGACUAUAUAUGGUCACCUUGUGUAAUGCUGAGUUUGUUUCCUUACCUUGUCUGAAGAUCAUGCAUUUACAAUUUAACAAAUAUCCCAACGAGACCACGUUGCAAAAACUUAUCUCGGGCUCUCCAGUUCUGGAAGAUUUAACCAUCUACAGAGAUCCGUCUGAUAAGGCUUUUCGAGUGCACUCUUAUACACUAAAGAGAAUCCACAUAAAUGCGUCUACUGAAGUUGUGAUCGAUGCACCUCUACUCCAUUGUUUAAGUGCUAAGGUUUACCCAACAAAGAAGAACUUUCAGAUCGUCAAUUUGGGUUUCUCUACCAGAAUAGAGAUAGAUCUUGUUCCUUACCCCAACUUUAGCCAUGUGACGACAUGCAGUAGAAGCAUGAUUCAUGACAUCCUCACCGACAUAUCGAGGGUCAGGGACCUAGUUAUUAUUAAUAAUGCUCUUUGGAAGGAAAUCUUUCAAUACUCGAAGUCGGGACCAGUGCUUCAGUUUCCUGACCUAUCUCGUUUGAAUGUUAAAUUUUCUAAAUCUGAUAUUGAAAUGUUGCCAACCAUUCUUGAGAGCUGCCCAAAACUAGAAUCUUUACUAAUGGUAAUAAAAAUUGAAGUGUCCCGUCCUAAUAAGAAGAAAAUAGAUCCAAAGGUGAUUUUUUCAACAGUUCCACGGUGUUUGGUAUCAUCGCUCAAGUUUGUGGGAUGGAAACGUUCGAUCCUAGGGCUCGAGAUUUACUAUACGGGCGAAAAGCCUAAGUGUGCUUUCCUUGAAGAACUCGUUACAAUGCCAAGAUGCUCUAGCGUUUGUGAAAUCCAUUUUUCUGUGAUGAUUCCUAAAAAAUAA
Molecule: messenger RNA, 1281 nt
Organism: Camelina sativa (false flax)
Lineage: Eukaryota; Viridiplantae; Streptophyta; Magnoliopsida; Brassicales; Brassicaceae
Source: RefSeq, a predicted model, not a curated record